Molecule: messenger RNA, 1550 nt
Organism: Arabidopsis thaliana (thale cress)
Lineage: Eukaryota; Viridiplantae; Streptophyta; Magnoliopsida; Brassicales; Brassicaceae
Gene: SIC
Product: hydroxyproline-rich glycoprotein family protein
Exons: 3
Coding region: 135-1094 (319 amino acids)
Biological process (GO): miRNA processing; mRNA splicing, via spliceosome
Cellular component (GO): cytosol; nucleus
Source: RefSeq, marked reviewed
AACACUAACCCGGUUUUGGAAGUCUUCGUUUAUGUAGUGAAAGGCUUCGUCAUCAUCGUUGUUUCACAGUUGAAGGUUUUCACGAGAAAGUGAAGAUUUUUGGAGAAACCAUACUUUUGUGAAGUUGAAUCACAAUGGAAGAUUCAGAGAAAAGAAAACAGAUGUUAAAAGCAAUGCGAAUGGAAGCUGCAGCGCAGAAUGAUGAUGAUGCUACUACAGGUACUGAAACAUCUAUGAGCACAGGUCACCUCUCCAAUCCAUUGGCAGAGACAUCCAAUCACCAGCAGGAUUCAUUUGAAACGCAAAGGUUUGAUUAUUAUACCGAUCCCAUGGCUGCUUAUUCUAGUUUCAAGAAAAACAAGACCCCUAAGCAACAAUACAUCUCAUCUCCUAGUCAUCAAGGAAGCUCUCCUGUACCACCUCAGUUUCCACCAUCAGUUCCUCCAGGAUCAUUAUGUAGUGAGUAUCAGGCACAGACCAAUCAUGGUGGCUUUCAUGCAGCUCAUUAUGAACCAAGAGGGAUGGCACAUCUUUCACCCUCACACAGAGGUCCACCCGCCGGUUGGAAUAACAACUUUAGGCCUCCACCAGUUAACCAUUCAGGUCCACCUCAAUGGGUACCUCGCCCUUUUCCAUUCUCUCAAGAAAUGCCGAACAUGGGGAAUAAUAGAUUUGGUGGUCGAGGCAGCUACAACAAUACUCCUCCACAGUUUUCCAAUUAUGGACGACAAAAUGCAAACUGGGGUGGAAACACGUAUCCUAACUCAGGAAGAGGCAGAAGUCGAGGACGCGGUAUGAACACAAGCUUUGGGAGAGAUGGAGGAAGAAGACCCAUGGAACCAGGGGCAGAACGAUUUUACUCCAACUCUAUGGCUGAAGAUCCAUGGAAGCAUCUUAAGCCAGUCUUAUGGAAGAAUUGCUCAGAUGCUUCGAGCAGCAGCUCAACAGGUCAAGCCUGGCUUCCCAAGUCUAUAGCACCAAAAAAAUCUGUGACCUCAGAAGCUACCCACAAAACUAGCAGUAAUCAGCAGAGCCUUGCUGAGUACCUUGCUGCUUCUCUAGAUGGUGCUACAUGCGAUGAGUCAAGCAAUUAAUCAGGACAACUGGCCUAGUGAAAAUACACCAAGUCCAAGCAUCUGAGGUACCUGGAAAGAUCACCGUUGACUCUUUCGAACUAGGUAUUGUUCAGUGACUUGUGUUUAUUUUCUUAACAAGACACAACAGCGAAUGAUGAACAUCUCUGAGGGCGCAAUUAGGAGUAGAUUGGUUGGCAAUAGGGAUGUUCUCUACCAAAAAUUUUACUGUUUUUUCGCAAGAUUUAGUUAUCGUACAAUUAUGUAAAAUCAUUAUCAGGAAAUUUGUUGCAUGAUUGUGUUUGAGGUGGAAAUGAACCGCAUCCGUAUUAAGAUCAUUUUUGCUGGUGGAAACAAUGUUACCAGGAAACUGAACUUGGUUUUUUAUAGAUUAAUGUGACUUGUUAGGUACCGUAAUAUAAUACUAGUUGGCUACGACACGUACAUGUGCGUUUAUUGCUUGAAGCCAAUAAGGAC